AUGAACCCUGAGUGGCCUUGGAUAUUGCACUCUGUCUGCAUUAUAAUGGUCUCUCUCCCUGCAUACGACUAUCUCUUCAAGCUCCUUCUUAUCGGAGAUUCCGGUGUUGGAAAAUCUUGCUUGCUACUUCGGUUUGCAGACGACACCUACACAGAGAGCUAUAUCUCCACUAUUGGUGUUGAUUUUAAAAUCCGAACAAUCGAACUUGAUGGCAAGACAGUGAAGCUUCAGAUUUGGGACACUGCGGGCCAGGAGCGGUUCCGCACCAUCACGUCGUCUUACUAUCGAGGUGCUCAUGGUAUCUGUGUCGUGUAUGAUGUUACUGAUAUGGAUUCCUUCAACAAUGUGAAGCAGUGGCUCCAGGAGAUCGAUCGCUAUGCCACUGAGGGUGUCAACAAGCUGCUUGUGGGUAACAAGAGUGACAUGGAAGAUAAAAAGGUCGUGGAGUACACGGUGGCAAAGGUAUGCUCCUCUCUUUACCUUUUCCCCUAUUCUUUGGAACAGACAACUUCUGCCUUUCCGCAGUCGGCACGGAGGCUAAUUCGUUAUAUUGAGUUCGCUGAUAGCCUUGGAAUACCAUUCCUGGAGACCUCUGCUAAGAAUGCCUCGAACGUCGAGCAAGCCUUCUUGACAAUGGCAAGGCAGAUCAAGGAGCGUAUGGGUACCGCCACUGUCAACAACAAGCCGACUGUGCAGGUUGGCCAGGGCCAGGGUGUCCAGUCUGGGUCCGCAGGUGGUUGCUGCUAA
This is a messenger RNA of Aspergillus oryzae RIB40, 747 nucleotides long. Its product is annotated as Rab family GTPase YPT1. The transcript is spliced from 6 exons. NCBI's taxonomy places the organism in Eukaryota, Fungi, Ascomycota, Eurotiomycetes, Eurotiales, Aspergillaceae. The record is from RefSeq and is a predicted model, not a curated record. The coding region runs from base 1 to 747 and encodes 248 amino acids. Gene Ontology annotation, molecular function: GTPase activity; GTP binding.